CUUACGAAAACCAGUUAUCAAACGGAUGAGCAUAAGAGAGAGAGAGAGAGAAAGAGAGAAAUUGUUAAAGAUUGUCAAGAUUUGAAGAUUCAUAAGAUUGGAGUUUCGUAAAAAUGGCAAAUGAUAUUCUCAGCAAUGGUCGUUUACGAGAAAACACUGUUGUACAACGAACAAGAAACGAUCGAGGCAAUCGAGCACCAGACAUAGCAGCAAUAGAGAGUCGCAAUUGGUUGCUACAUCGACAUUACACGAGACACGAGUACAGCGCUUGCAAACUACUCAUUGAGCAGGAAUUAAUGAAAUCCAAUGGUCACGAAUACGCCAAUUAUUUAAAGGGUUUAAUUCUUCGAAAGGAGGGCAAGAUUCAAGAUUCGUUGGAUUGUUUUCAAACCGCAUAUAACGUGAAUUCGACAAACAUCGAUAACGUUAAACAGAUAGCAAAAUCGCUACUGAUAAUGGGAAGUCACAAACGCGCGAUAGAUGCAUAUGCGGAAGUUGAAAAGAUAUCUGUUCUACCAGAUUGGGAAAUGUAUCAUGGCCUUGGCGAGGCUUAUGUAAAAUUGAAUCAAUUACAAGAGGGCAAAAAAUAUUUUAAAAAAUCAACGGAAUUAACCAAAAAUGAAUUGCCCAAUAUUGAUCUCGCGAGACUCUAUCUCUUAGACGACAUGAUUCCAGAAGCUAGAAACGCUUAUACGGCAGCUUUGAAUGGGAAUCCCCAGAGUAUAGAUGCAGCGACAGAACUGGGUCUCUUAUAUCUUAGAAUCGGAGAUACGCAACGAGCAUUUCAGCAGUUUGGAGCAGCUUUGGCUCAUUCGCCUAAUUGCGUCAAGGCAAUCUUGCCUAUGGCUUAUGUAAUGCAGAGUCAUCGAGAGUACGAUGUGGCCUUAUCGAAAUAUAAAAUUGCGUCACAGACCAUUCCAGAAUCUUCGAUCCUUUGGAACAACAUUGGAAUGUGCCUUUACGCGAAACAAAAAUAUGUUGCGGCUAUUAGCUCGUUGAAACGAGCACAUUAUUUGAAUCCAAUGUCUUGCAUCCCGUCGUGUAACCUAGGAAUCGUUUUUCUCACCACUGGACAGCCUGCAUCAGCCGCGAUUUACCUACCUAUGCCAUAUCUGUUAUUGGGUUUGGCUUUAAAACGUUUGGAUGAUCUGGAAGGUGCCGAAAGAUCAUUGACGAAAGCACACGCAUUAGCUCCUCAGGAUCCAUUAAUUUUGAUCAAUUAUGCUGUAGUACUCGAUGCUCGCGGGAAACAAGCUGAUGCCGCUGAAAUUUUAACAGCGCUCAACGACAUUAUGGCUGUCGUUGAGGUCGAUGCGCAGAUAUCACAAAUGGCAAACAAGUUAUUAAAGAGAUUACAACGCGAGAAAACGGAAUCAACUACCGGUCAAGAAGUAUCAACGGAAAAAUAUGAAAAGCGACAAUUGAGCCCUGACGAAGUUUAAAAAUCAUGUCAUUCAUCGCGCGAUAACACGAAAGUGUUCGUGUUAUUUGCAGAGAUUUUAUGAAAAAGAGAAUCAAAGAGAAGAAUCUUUGCAAUUACUCAUUUCUAUUGGAGAGUG
Mycetomoellerius zeteki is the source of this 1559-nucleotide messenger RNA. RefSeq names its product Bardet-Biedl syndrome 4 (gene BBS4). NCBI's taxonomy places the organism in Eukaryota, Metazoa, Arthropoda, Insecta, Hymenoptera, Formicidae. Gene Ontology annotation, cellular component: ciliary basal body. The record is from RefSeq and is a predicted model, not a curated record. Gene Ontology annotation, molecular function: protein binding. Gene Ontology annotation, biological process: protein localization to cilium; cilium assembly.